AUGGCGGCGCCCAGCGAGUCGAGCACGGAGGUCUCGUUAAGAUCUCCAGAGGGGACCCCCAGUAAAGUUCGAGAUCUGAUAAACGAGGGGAUCGUUAACGAGGAUAAUGGCACCAGAAAAGAAGCCCCUGUUUCAGCAGAAGAAAGCAAUGACUUUGAAGGAUCAUCAGACGCGAAUCCUAGCGAGACCACGAGUAAAGAUGCGUUCUUCAGUAGAGUGGAAUCUUUCUCAUCAUUGACCUGGGCAGGAAAGCCUCCAGAGCUGUCCCCUCUUGUCUGUGCCGGUUUCGGAUGGUCCAACAUCUCGUGUGACAUGUUGAAGUGCUCCAGCUGUCUCGCCUAUCUCUGUGCCAGCCUGCAACCAACCUUAGAUGUCAUCAAAUACAAGGAGCGCUGUGCGGAAUUGCAGGAAUCGCUGAAGAACGCGCAUAAGAAGUACUGCUUCUGGCCUGAUAAUCCGUGCCCAGAUCAUUACUGGACUCUUAUGGUCACAGAGCCAUCUGCCGUGCUGAGUGAAUUUGUGGAGCGUUUCCAGAACCUUUGUCACCUAGAAAUGCAGCUUCCACCCCUCAAUCCCGAGGACUUGAAUAACAUGGGACUCACUAAGGACAUCGUGAGUUUACUUCUCCAACUCAUAGAUGAUGAGAUGAAACCUAAGGAUGCCAGGGAAAAUCUGUCUGCUACCCUGCCCACUGAUUCUUUACGAGUCCAUAUAGCUGCCUGUAUCCUGGCACUCUGUGGAUGGAACAGAAGCCCAUCAUCUCUGUCCCAGCCUCUCUCUGUCGUAUAUUGUAAACAGUGUACGAGGAAGGUUGGCCUGUGGAGUUUCAAGCAGCUGGACACUGUAGACACUGACACAUCCCCAGGGACUCCUGUCACUCCGGUGUCUCCAGGAGAAGGGCAAAGCGAUCGAACACCCUUGGGUGUUAUGAACCCAAACAGGAGAGUCACUCGCAGCCAGGACAUUGAACAGAGCCCUUCUAUGGUCUACACACGAAAACGCAGCUGGGAACUUUCAAGCCCGGCAGAAUCUGAGGCGUUCAGAAGUCGUCCAGUGACCCGCAGCAUGGGGCAAGAUGCUCCAGAACCGGGUUCCAGUCCAUAUCGGAAAGUCAAGAGGCUCCGUCUCUGUUCAAGCAGCAGCUCAGACACAUCUCCCAGGGUUUGCUUUGACCCUUUGUAUCAGCACAGGCGCUGGUGUCCAUGGGUAACCGUGUACAAGACAGGCACAGCAAAAGAGACUGAUACCGUGAGCACUAAAGAGACGGAAAGGGCAAUGGAAUGUGGCUGGAAAGAAAUAUUACAAGUGCUGCUGGCAGAUGUCAAAUCCAGAUCCCUCACUGAGCAAGACUCCUCGAGUGUAUCAGAAAAGUCCAGCAAGAUCUUCAGGCUCUUUCGGCAGUGGCAGACCAUCACUUCAUCAUAAAAACCACUGGAUACAUAAUCUGACCUCUUUUCAGUGUCCCUGAUACUGUAUAUACCUGACUGUAUUGUGCAGCCUCCAGUUUCUGGCAUCUACAAAGUUGUCUGGACUCCAGUGCACCUAACAGAACUGUAUUGUGUAAGACAAGUUUGCGUUUGCCUUGAUGCCAUGGCAUUAAUGACAUGGCUGAUAUGCUGACCUCCUAUAUUAAGAAGUUGAAAAUUAAAUACAGAGGCUUGAUGUUGGAAAAUCCCCAUCCUUUAUUUGCAUACCAAUAAAUGACAACUGGAGAAGCUGGUGGCUUUAAA
Messenger RNA from Spea bombifrons (plains spadefoot toad), 1730 nucleotides. RefSeq names its product zinc finger C3HC-type containing 1 (gene ZC3HC1). The record is from RefSeq and is a predicted model, not a curated record. The transcript is spliced from 10 exons. NCBI's taxonomy places the organism in Eukaryota, Metazoa, Chordata, Amphibia, Anura, Pelobatidae. Gene Ontology annotation, molecular function: zinc ion binding. Bases 1 to 1425 code for a protein of 474 amino acids. Gene Ontology annotation, cellular component: nucleus.